AUGACUUCCCAACAGACCCGCCAUGAGCGGGCCGCCUCCAGCGACAGAGCACAACCCACGCUCAUGUCAGCUUCACAACGCCCCAGCAUGGGUCGUACAACCUCGGCCCCAACAGGAGGACUACACAGAUUGGAUUCAGAUCGGAGAUGGGGGACUGGAAAAUUAGGUCAGACAUUGGAGGAAGAGGAGGUGCCAAGCAAUGAUAUGCCCAAGCGGUCUCGUUCUCGGCAUGGUGAAGAGGAAUCCAAGGCUAGUCUCGCCGAAGUGACUAUUGCUGUUGUUGGCUCGGACAAUGCUGGCAAGACGAACUUUAUAAAAUGCGCACUGGACAUGAAAAGCACGCCCUCUUCCGUCUUGACCAGAAAGAAAAUGUCACUAGAUGGCUCCGUCUACAUCGUCCGAUUGUUGGAGAUUGAUUUGCAGAAUAUUCAGUUUGAUCAUGAGAGGAACAUCCUCUGGCCACGGCAAGGAAAUGAUUCUUCACCUCCGACCAUUGAUGGGGUGUUGGUGCUGCAUGAUGCAACUCAACCGGACAAAUUCGCCGAAACAAUUGAACUCGUAGACUCUUUGGAUGCAUCUCCACUCCCAUUCCUGUUGGUUGCCUGCAAGUGCGAUUUGCGCCCGGAGGACAGUGGACUGGGUUCUAUCCAUGAGCGACACGAGAUCUACCGGACAUCGCCCGAGUCACCCCGAUCCCAGCAGAUGUGUAUUGCUCUUGUUCUCCGAGCAGUAAUUUCCAUUCGAGCAGACCUCGCUUCGUCUGACCACCCUAAUAAUAAUCCUGCGCCUUCCGUCCCCCCGCCGCGAACAACGACCAAGUCCUUCCAACCCACUCCACCCCUCGAUUGGCACCAUACUCGAGCCAAUUCCGAAGCACCAACCGCCGUGUUAACGGGAGCCGCUGGCGGCUCAACACAGUCGGUUUCAACCCCAACAGCUGCCAUUGGGAAUUGUGAUUGCCCGCCUACCGACCAGGCCCCGCGCUCCAAUCUGGCGCAACAGAAUGCUCCAAGUCUUGCUCGAAAUGCCCGAAGUAACUCCCAACCGGUGCGACCGCAAUCUCCCGAAGCGCGCCUGAAUGCUCGACGACCAUCAGCACAAGGGGAUAUUCCUAUACAACAAGAAGAACAGCCCAGCUUCUCACAACGCAUGCAAUCCGCUUGGCGGUUGAGUGGAGGCCCAGACGCCUUUAACAGCUUUUUAAAUAUGGAGGAAGAGAUGGGGGAAGCCCCAUUGAGUCCGACUAGCGUCGUGCGCCCGAAGCCCAGUAGCGAAAGCAAUUCCAGCACAGAGGCGGGUUUGUCCUUUGAUGAGUUGGUCGACCGCCUCGUUGCCCAGCCUAUGUCGAAACAGGACGGCAAGUUUGCCACCGUUUUUCUCUGCCUCUACCGGAAAUUUGCAGCUCCCGCAACCCUCCUCAACGCCUUGGUCACCAGAUUUGACAAGAAUGAGGCCAGCAAUGCAGAUCAAUUGGCACGCAUGGCUGACCAGUUGCGAUUAUUGAACAUCAUUGCCCUAUGGGCGUCAGAUUACCCCGGUGACUUUGCCUACCCCAAAACCCGCAAACGGGUCAACGACUUUGUCAUUACACUUGAAAAGAGCCAUUUUUACAUGUUCGCGGCCAAAGAGAUCGGAUCCUUCCUCGACGCCAAUGCCGAAGACGACGAUAUUGGCUGGGCAUUCCGAGAUGGAGACGUGGAUGACUCGAGUCUCUCGGAGACUUUCUUUGAUAACUCUGGUCGAAGCUCGCCAGUACCAUUCCUGACUAGUACUUAUGAUGAUGACGAAGAUGAGGAAGAAGACCCCAUUUACAGCAUGAGCGCUUUGGAUCUCAGCGAUGGACCACAUGACUCAACCUCUCGCCUCUCAGGAACCCUUUCUAUCUCAUCCAACACCGACAAACCCUCCAGCACCCUCAAUCAAUCUUUCACUGUUUUGACCCUGGAAGCUGCGCAGAGGGAAGCGCUGCGCCUGGAACUACAUCCUCGAAAUCCACUAACCAAGAUUCAAUGGCGGUUUUUCAUGGAAACACCCGACGAAGAAUUUGCCCGACAGCUUACACGUAUCGAUUGGGUCAUGUACAACUCAUUUCGACCCCGCGAUCUUGUGCGCCAUGUGAGCAUCUCGGGUGUCGACAAGGACAAGGUCAAAAGCUUGCAUAAUGUCAACCGGAUGAUUAAGCAGUUCAAUCAUCUGGCUUUCUUUGUAGCAAGCAUGAUCAUCCUUCGUGAUAAGCCCAAGCAUCGAGCAAAGUGCCUUGAAAAGUUCAUGAGCAUUGCAGUGAAACUCCGCCGCCAAAAUAAUUACAACGCUCUUGGCGCUGUCAUUGCUGCCAUCAAUGGAACACCCGUCCACCGAUUGUCACAGACUCGGGAGUUGAUCCCAGUCGCUACACAAAAAGAUUUCAUGCGUCUCGUUAUCCUAAUGAGCACCCAGCGCAGCCACUUCGCCUACCGGUUAGCAUGGGAGAACUCGUUCUCUGAGAGAAUUCCAUUCUUACCAUUGCACCGUCGCGAUCUGGUUUCCGCAGAAGAAGGAAAUAAGACUUUUGUCGGCGAAAACAAAUCUCGAAUCAAUUGGAAAAAAUUCGAGGUGAUGGGGGAGGCUGUUCUCGGCAUUCAAAGAAGUCAAAAGACACCUCAUCCCCAAGCUCAAAAGUUCGAGGACAUUGAACGACUUAUACUCGACUGCAAGCUUUCUGGUGAUGAAGAGGAUCUGUACGCUCGCAGCUUGCAAAUCGAACCAUCCACCAGCGGCGAGCCCGCACGAAAAAAGUUUGGCUGGCUACAUGACAUCAAACGCCCUCCAAAUGCGGUCCGCCUACCGCGCUCUUCUGCGCGAAAUCCCCUCAACAAGCCGCUCCCUCAACGCCUCUUCCCCCUCCACCAACGCCUCCGCCAGCUCUUCCGCUCCCAAGAACAAACACCCUCCACAACCGGCAGUCCAGACCCAGUCACAAUCCCCAACUCCGCCACCUCCACAGAAAGCUCCUCCUCAUCCCCGCCACUCCCAUUCUCACUGCCCAAAACCGCUGAAGAGGCCACUCUGCGCUUCCAGGAAGCUGAGCAGUUGGCUAAGUACUUGAGGGCACAGCGUACUUAUGUCGAGUUGCUGGAGAGAUAUAACCCUGGCGCGGGUAUGGAUGAGCAGGAGAGGGUUAGACUUACGGCUAGACGGGUCGGACUUAAUGUCCCCGAGCUAUAUGAUGCCGAGACUGAGGGAGGUGGAAAGAAGGACUCUGAGUAA
This is a messenger RNA of Penicillium verhagenii, 3246 nucleotides long. RefSeq names its product putative Ras guanyl-nucleotide exchange factor RasGEF. The transcript is spliced from 7 exons. The coding region runs from base 1 to 3246 and encodes 1081 amino acids. Gene Ontology annotation, cellular component: plasma membrane. Gene Ontology annotation, molecular function: guanyl-nucleotide exchange factor activity. Gene Ontology annotation, biological process: Ras protein signal transduction; positive regulation of GTPase activity. Lineage: Eukaryota; Fungi; Ascomycota; Eurotiomycetes; Eurotiales; Aspergillaceae. The record is from RefSeq and is a predicted model, not a curated record.